Penicillium malachiteum is the source of this 270-nucleotide messenger RNA. RefSeq lists its product as uncharacterized. Bases 1 to 270 code for a protein of 89 amino acids. The record is from RefSeq and is a predicted model, not a curated record. The transcript is spliced from 2 exons. NCBI's taxonomy places the organism in Eukaryota, Fungi, Ascomycota, Eurotiomycetes, Eurotiales, Aspergillaceae.
AUGAAACUCUCUAUCCUCUAUCUGCUGGCAUUCAGUUCCGGUGGCUUCACCAGCCCCAUCAAACGAACCAAUUCAUUCCAGGUCCAGGACUUCAAUGCCAGUGUAUACUCCAACAAUACCCUUGGAACUCUUCAGUUUGCGGUACAGAAUCCGAGUAACAGCUUGGGAGACCAAUGCUUCAUUUCCUGCCGAAGUAUUGCAUACGUAAAUACCAAAGAGCACUGCAAUUUCGAAUAUUUAAUCUCCUUUGCUCCUUACACUGGCGUCUAA